AUGGGGUCUUCGGCGUUACACGAGGAACAGCAAUACCUCGAUCUCGCCCGUGAGAUUUUAGACCAAGGUGAAAGACGACCAGACCGGACAGGCACUGGGACUCUGUCUAUCUUUGCACCACGGCCACUCAAAUUCCAGCUCAAUGACAAUGGGCGACCGAUCCUCCCUCUUCUUACGACAAAACGUGUUUUCACUCGCGCCAUCAUCGCCGAGCUACUCUGGUUCAUCGAGGGCAACACAUCAUCUCUCGCGCUUAGCGAGGCCGGGGUGAAGAUUUGGGAUGGCAAUGGAUCACGCGAAUUCUUGGAUAGUAGAGGGUUAACACAUCGUGAGGUCGGUGACCUUGGGCCAGUCUAUGGCUUUCAAUGGCGACAUUUUGGCGCCGACUACAAAGAUUCGUCAACGGACUAUACUGGUCAAGGUGUGGACCAACUAGCCGACAUCAUACACAAGCUUCGAACGGAUCCUUACGACCGCCGAAUGAUUCUUUCCGCGUGGAACCCCCGGGACUUGCCUAUCAUGGCGCUGCCACCUUGCCAUAUGUUUGCUCAGUUCUAUGUCUCGUUCCCGGGACAGGGGCUAGAGGGGAGUAGCGAAAGUAAACCGCAAGGGCAUCUCCACUGUCAGUUAUAUCAGCGAUCCUGCGAUAUGGGCCUUGGUGUACCAUUCAAUAUUGCCAGCUAUGCUCUCCUUUGCCAUAUGCUCGCUCACGUCUGUAAUCUGGUACCUGGAAGUCUUACGCAUGUUAUGGGAGAUGCGCAUAUCUAUCUUGAUCAUGUUGAUGCUCUUAAAAUACAAUUAGAACGCGAGCCACGGACAUUUCCGGUACUAGAAAUCAAGCGCGAUAAAGGUGGAAGCAUUGACGGUUGGAAGUUGGAGGAUUUUGAGAUCAAGGGGUAUAAUCCUCACAAGUCGAUUGCUAUGAAAAUGUCUGUCUAG
Molecule: messenger RNA, 939 nt
Organism: Venustampulla echinocandica
Lineage: Eukaryota; Fungi; Ascomycota; Leotiomycetes; Helotiales; Pleuroascaceae
Exons: 2
Coding region: 1-939 (312 amino acids)
Biological process (GO): dTMP biosynthetic process
Cellular component (GO): mitochondrion; cytosol
Molecular function (GO): thymidylate synthase activity
Source: RefSeq, a predicted model, not a curated record